Molecule: messenger RNA, 1010 nt
Organism: Musa acuminata AAA Group (dessert banana)
Lineage: Eukaryota; Viridiplantae; Streptophyta; Magnoliopsida; Zingiberales; Musaceae
Exons: 6
Coding region: 247-588 (113 amino acids)
Biological process (GO): regulation of DNA-templated transcription
Cellular component (GO): nucleus
Molecular function (GO): transcription coactivator activity
Source: RefSeq, a predicted model, not a curated record
AGGGUAUUUUCGUAAUACUAUGUUCGCUACCCCGCACCCAUUUAUUCUGUUCUUACUGAUUUAUAGUGCAUAGUUCUUGGUGGUUUGGAUCCGUUCCCCGACACCGUCCUAGCUGCCCGCCGGCCGAUCCGCGGUUCCUCAUCCUCGAUCCCAAACACUUCUUCAAACCCUAACAUCCGGUCCUGAUUCGCAGGAAAAAUCGAUUCCUUUGGCCGGAUUUCGUUGGACUCUGAUGGUAUAAAGAGCAUGGAAAGGGAAGCAAAAAAGGAAGCUUUCAGGAAGUAUCUGGAAUCAAGCGGGGUGCUUGAUGCUCUCACUAAAGUUCUUGUUGCACUGUAUGAAGAAAAUGACAAGCCUUCAUCUGCCUUAGAGUUCGUCCAACAAAAGUUGGGUGGCCCAUCAAUUUCUGAAUAUGAAAAGCUACAAGCUGAAAAGUCAGAUUUGCAAUUGAAAUAUGAUGAGCUCUUAGCAGCUCACAGAGAAACAUGCAGAGAGGGUCAUUUUUCAUGCAUCUAUUGUAUGAAGGGAUCUUAUUGGCACAUUCCUGGUAGUUGCUGCAUUGGGAGCUCGCGGAUCUACGAAACUUGAAGUUGACAACAUCGUCAAAGGAGAACACAGAUGGAGAUAAAUUGAAAAAUUGACUAUGAACCUCCAGAGAUGAUUUAUUUGUGAGUUUGAACAAUAGAUCACAGAAAAAUAGAGAAACUGAUUUCUUCGCAUAAGUACUGAUAUUGAAUACUGUUCAUCACUGAUCUACCACGGAUGGAUUCUCAGAUUCGAUCCCUUCCCUGUUAAUUGUUCUUUAAUUUUACAAGGAAUGGAAAUGGACACCUUUUAUUUGCUAACUGGUUAAUUUAUCUGUCUUUAUUUAGGGUUCUUGCAUAUAGAACCUCGUGUCUCUCAUGUCGAUAAGAAAUGUGGCCUUAAAAGGUUACUACUACUGCUUAUGAUGUACCAAUAAUUUAACUAUUGUGUUAUCAGUCUUUUUGGCCAAUGGACCAAAAAUUGGA